Pimephales promelas (fathead minnow) is the source of this 1602-nucleotide messenger RNA. RefSeq names its product claudin 5b (gene cldn5b). Gene Ontology annotation, molecular function: structural molecule activity. Lineage: Eukaryota; Metazoa; Chordata; Actinopteri; Cypriniformes; Leuciscidae. The record is from RefSeq and is a predicted model, not a curated record. Gene Ontology annotation, cellular component: membrane; bicellular tight junction.
CAUACCAGAGCAGAAAAACUCCCUCUGCAUCUCAUCCUGCAACACAGCUGAGCGAUGUAGAGAUACUUCUGCUCAAAACACCUGUUUUAGAUUCACGAGGGGAAUCUAGACUUCACCAGACUUUCUAAACUAAGAGAAGGAGCAUCGAAACAACUUUGCAAAGAUGAUUUCUGCAUGUCUGGAGAUUAUUGGACUUGGCUUGAGUGUCAUCGGGACCCUUUUGGUGAUGGUGGCUUGCGGGUUGCCCAUGUGGAAAGUGUCCGCCUUCAUCGAGGGCAACAUUGUGGUGGCGCAAACCAUCUGGGACGGGUUGUGGAUGUCCUGUGUGGUUCAGAGCACAGGUCAGAUGCAGUGCAAAAUGCACGACUCUGUCCUGGCGCUGACCACUGACCUCCAGACUGCUCGGGCUCUGACGGUCAUCUCAGCUGUCUUGGGUGUCCUGGCUCUCAUGAUAACCAUCGCCGGCGCUCAGUGCACCAACUGCAUCAGUAAAGAGUCCAUCAAAGCCAGAGUAGUCAACGUCGGAGGGGUGAUAUACAUCAUCGCGGGCUUGUUUGUGUUGGUGCCUCUGUGCUGGAUGGCCAAUAACAUCAUCUCAGAAUUCUACAACCCUCAAGUUCCUUAUUCAAAGAAGAGAGAAAUCGGAGCCGCGCUCUACAUCGGAUGGGCAGCAUCUGCCAUGCUUCUGUUCGGAGGAGCAAUUCUGUGUUUCUCACGUCCACAAGAUGAAAAAUCCUCGUAUCCCCCCAAAUAUGUCCUUCCACCUACUAAAAGUACAUCUGUCAAUGGGGACUAUGAUAAACGAAACUACGUGUGAUGACUUGUGGCUCUGCGCAUAUAUGGAUUUUUUUAAGGCUGUAAAGCUGUUCAGUAUUUGGUUUGUUCACCAAUAAUCAUUCUUGUAUGAACAUGCAGUGUGAGAAAUAUUUUUUAAGUACAAAUAUUCCAUAUUCAUUAAAGCUGCAUGUCAUGAUACAAAGAAAUGUUGAUUAAAAUAGGUUUAAAUGAAAGGACACUGUAGGACACUGUCAACAACCAUUUACAUGCAACAGGUCUUGUACCAAACAUCAACAGGUCUAGAUGCAAACAUUCAGAUAAUGGAAUAACAGAAUGUAUUAACAUGUUUGGGUAUGGUUAUCUGUCAUUUGCUCUAUUAACAAUUUGUUAUGGUAAUAAUGAAUUAGAUAUACACGGGUAUUUUUGUCUUUGUUAAUGAUAUGGGUCAACGGGCAUCGAUGUGGUUUGGGGGGUGGGGGUGGGGUUGAAGGGAGGGUCUAUAUUUCUUGUUUUUGUUCUGCUUUACGAUACUGCAGUAAUUAGACACGGCCUGUGCUUCAAUAAGACUCUGAAUAAUGCCUAUUGUUCUGCUUAUAGACUCCAGGCUCUAGCUUAAAACUCUUGAGUGAAUAUGCUCAGAUUCACUGAAAAAAAAGGUUUCAUACAAUUUUGUACAAAGUAAUAAAUAAAAAAAGUGUUUUGUUAAUAAUGUGCCCUGUUGCAUAUUUUUGCUGGUACAUGAAUGGUGCAUGCUUCAUAUCCUUGAAGUGUCUGAAGUGUACAGUUUAAUAAAAAAUAAAAAAAACUGUAGAAAUAGCAAUGUCA